Camelina sativa (false flax) is the source of this 621-nucleotide messenger RNA. The record is from RefSeq and is a predicted model, not a curated record. Lineage: Eukaryota; Viridiplantae; Streptophyta; Magnoliopsida; Brassicales; Brassicaceae.
AUGGUUGGUCCUAACAUUUACACUAUUGGAGGAUUAGUGAAUGAUAACGCUUCGUCUAGCGUCACGGUCAUGGACUGUCGUUCUCACACAUGGCGUGAGGCACCACCUAUGCGUGUGGCCCGUGAGUUCCAAUCUGCUUGCGUCCUUGAUGGAAAAAUAUAUAUCCCUAGCGAGGAGAUAUUUGGAGGUUCUGAAUACAAAAGCAUAGAAUAUGAAGGAACUGUCUAUGUGAGGUCUGAGGCGAAGGAUGUGACUUACAAGCUUAAUAAAGACAGAUGGAGAACGGCAGACUUAGCGAUGAAUAGUGGAUGGGAUUGUCGAUCAUCAUCUUAUCGUGUGAUAGAAAACGUGUUCUACCGUUCUGAUGGUAAAACGGUCGACUGUUUAACUCGUUUUGCUUAUGUUAACUUGGUGAAUUAUGGUGGGAAAAUGGCAGUUUUGUGGGAAGAGUAUGUGGUGGCUAAAAACCAUAAAGAGACAAUGAUUUGGUGUGCGGAGUUUGCGAUUGAAAAACGCCAAAAGAGAGAGAUUUGGGGAAUGCUGGAGUGGGUUGACAUUGUACUCCUGUCUACAACCAAUGAGCCAUAUGGUUUAGCGCAUGUUCUUGCUACUACCAUUUGA